CCCUUCUCUGCCGAUGCAUAAGCAAGGAAAACAAUCGGCACUGCUAGUCUAGCACAGCACCCUCCUUUGUUCUCUCGUCUGUACUCAAUCCAAGCCGUUCCUUUCCUUCUUUCUCUCUGUCCUGCUCCUCCCCCUACCCUUACUUUACUAUACCCUUGCCCAACGUGCCCCUACCCCAUUCUAAUGCCACCAUCCCAGACAGCGGCGCAGAGUGUGCCCUCCACUCCUCCGCUGCAGCUAUCACCAUCUUUACUCGAAUGGAGCUCCUCUGUACUAUCGGCACCGAGACCUAUGCCUGUCUGGACUCUUUUCAUACCUAUGGUUUCGGUCCUCUGCAUCGACUUUCUCCUCCAAAUCGCAGCAACAACACUGAGCUCUUCAGAUGACCUUCAGGACGGCACUCCACCGGACAGGACAGUCCACAACACCGAACAGUUUCUCCCAAUAGCACAGAUUGCUGUCGACAUUCUGACAGGAGGACUCUACUGUACAUUCAUCUAUCCCAAUACACUUACCCACAUCUACUCCACUAUGACCCACCACAGGCGACCAAGCACUACCAAGACAAGGAGAUCAACAGUAGAUAACGCACGGAUGGGGGUCGUUGCCAUACUGGCUACAGCAUACGUUUACUUUGCCGCCCAGGGCAUUUACAAUAAUGUACACCACAGCCAGCGCGGUUUCAUGGGAUGGGUGAUUGUUGUGCUGAAUAUAUCCAUGGUCCUGCUACUUGCGAUUGACUGCCGGAUUCAAUGGCGGAAUAGAGUGGAUCGCAAGCAGGCUCCAUUGCAGAUGGAUCCAAUUCAAGACUAUCAGCAGCAGCGCGCUCUCGCAGAGAUGCGGAUGACUGGCAGUACAACGUGGACAGAGAUAGGGCAGGAUACCUUGCCGAGAUAUGAGACGAGUUAUGUCCACGAGGGUCGAUCAAUUGGAGCAGAUGCACCAGUGUACGCACCGCAGGCUGCAGUCUCGAUGUCAAUACCGGCAGAGACACCAGAGUCAGAUGAACAAGGCAGGAGAGCAGAAUCGAUAGUGCAGCCUGGCGGAGAGCAUGGUUCUGAACAGGGUCCCUACCCUUCUCUGAGCACCCCACUUUCUGAAUCACCACUUUGUUCGUCAUAAAGGAACGAUGGUGCAAAAAGCAUUGGAUGUAUACGAUAGUUGUGUGUGUUCUUCGGGCAAAAGUUUUCUCUUUCAGGCGCUGCCUUGCCAUUUUCCUCCCAUUGUAAUGGCGAAGCGUUGGCGUCAGUGCGAUUCAUUUGUUUGGGGUGUAUUUCCCGAAACGGUACAACGCUCUGUGCUC
Gamsiella multidivaricata is the source of this 1303-nucleotide messenger RNA. RefSeq lists its product as uncharacterized. Lineage: Eukaryota; Fungi; Mortierellomycota; Mortierellomycetes; Mortierellales; Mortierellaceae. The coding region runs from base 184 to 1122 and encodes 312 amino acids. The transcript has a single exon. The record is from RefSeq and is a predicted model, not a curated record.